Molecule: messenger RNA, 2642 nt
Organism: Pipra filicauda (Wire-tailed manakin)
Lineage: Eukaryota; Metazoa; Chordata; Aves; Passeriformes; Pipridae
Gene: SLC16A6
Product: solute carrier family 16 member 6
Exons: 6
Coding region: 143-1732 (529 amino acids)
Biological process (GO): monocarboxylic acid transport; transmembrane transport
Molecular function (GO): monocarboxylic acid transmembrane transporter activity
Source: RefSeq, a predicted model, not a curated record
AGCAGCAGCCGCCGCCGCGGGCAGCGGGAGCAGCAGCGGCCGGCGGGGCAGCGGGGGCCGCCUCCUCGCCGAGGGUCGCCCGCCCGCUCGCCCUCCCCGGGCCAUGGGCAGCCCCUGACCCCGCCGCAGCGCCGGGUCCAAAAUGACGGUCAAAGCUGUAAAAAUGCCGUGCACCUCUGCAAACGUUUAUACUAAAGUGCCUGACGGAGGAUGGGGCUGGACAGUUGCUUUUGCAUUCUUUGUUGUGGAAGCCCUGACAUACGGCAUCAUAAAAUCAUUUGGAGUCUUCUUCAAUGAUCUGAUGGAAAGCUUUGACGAAACCAACAGCAGGAUAUCAUGGAUAAUAUCCAUAUGUGUGUUUGUGCAGACCUUCACAGCUCCUCUGUCGACGGUGCUCAGCAACCGCUUCGGUCACCGCUUGGUGGUGAUGGCCGGGGGGCUGCUCAUCAGCACCGGGAUGGUCAUCGCCGCCUUCGCCCGCUCUGUCGUGGACAUGUAUGUCACCAUCGGCAUCAUCUCCGGCCUUGGAUACUGCCUCUCCUUCCUCCCGACUGUCACCAUUUUAUCACAGUAUUUUGACAAAAGGCGCUCGCUGGUCACAGCAGUGGCAUCUACAGGGGAAUGUUUCGCCGUCUUCUCCUUCGCACCAGCAAUCACAGCUCUGAAGGAGCAGAUUGGCUGGAGAUACAGCCUGCUUUCUGUCGGGGUGCUGCAGCUUGGCAUCACCGUCUGCGGGUCGCUGCUGCGGCCCAUCAUCAUCAAAGAGCAAGAAGAAGUGAAAGCACAGCCUCCAGAAGAGUCCACCGAGACAAAGUACAUGCUUGAAAAUGAGCAAACAUGCACCUCAAUAGAGUCCAUAGACUCAGGAGUUGAUAUAACUACCUCACCCAGCAAUGUGCCUGGAAAAACCAAAGCAGAGCCGAAAAGUGAAGAACCAAAGCAACACGGACAGAUUCCCGUUGAAAAUAACAGCACCCCUCCAGAACCAAAAACCAAACUACUGGACUUCUCUGUGAUGAGAGACUAUAGCUUUAUCUGUUAUGCAUUCUUUGGCCUGUUUGCAACCCUGGGCUUCUUCGCUCCCUCCCUCUACAUCAUCCCCCUGAGUCUCAGCCUGGGCAUCGGCAAGGACCACUCGGCGUACAUCCUGUCGGCCAUGGCCAUCGCCGAGGUCUUCGGGAGGAUUUUUGCUGGCUGGGUUCUCAACAAGAAGCCCAUCCGCAAGAUCUACAUCGAACUCAUCUGUGUCAUCCUGCUGUCUGUAGCAUUGUUUGCCUUCCCUUUUGCCUCCGAGUUCUGGGGCUUGAUGACAUGUAGCAUUUAUUUUGGGUUCAUGCUCGGCACGGUGGCGGGCACACAUAUUCCCCUCCUGGCAGAAGACGAUGUGGUUGGCAUCGAAAAGAUGUCUUCUGCAGCUGGAGUCUACGUCUUCAUUCAAAGCUUAGCUGGGUUGGCUGGACCACCCAUUGCAGGUGUCUUAGUGGAUACGACAAAGAACUACAGCUCAGCCUUCUACUCCUGUGCUGCUGGCAUGGUCCUGGGGGCCGUGUUUCUGGCCCUGGUGAGGCCGUGCAAGACUGGGCUGUGCCGCCGCCACCGCCACCACCAGCAGCAGCAGCAGCAGGUGGAGGAGAGCCCACCAGGGCCCCCACCAGAAUUACCAGAUGACUUUAUAGACAUGGAUAUUGGAAAAGCAGAAAAUUCAGGAAAAGGCUCUGACAGCGUGGUAUAAAAAAAACCAAAAACUCUGUUCCUUUCUCCAUCUAAUGUACUCGGCGUAAGGCUGGGGAAAAUGUCAGCUCUGCUCCACGUUUUAAAACUACAUUCUAAAGGGAAUGUGAAAUUUUAAAUGUGAACAGUUGCUACCAACAACUUUUUUUUUUUUUUGUUAAAUAUUAGACAGAACUUUUUUAACCAACAAUGGAAAGCUCCAUAGAAAAUACGGAUAGCCACGUAAAAAUAACUCCUGUCUAGCAUGAAGAUGUGAUGCACACUCUUGCUUUCCUGAUAACAAGCAUAGGUAAAGGUUCAACUGAUCCCAUAAAUACUGACAACAGCAACAGCAGAAGCAGCUCAGCCUCUGACUGUCACCCAUCCCCUACCACAAAUUCCACACAGACCAGAAACCGAUGAUACGAACUGGAGACAAGCAUUUCAUACACCACCAGUAGCCAACUGAAUCUUCUGGAGGGAUACAGACUCAUGUUUUAGCUUUGAGGAGGAGGCUAGGCUAGAUAGCUGACACUUAGAAACCAUUGCUAAUGAUCUUAACUUGAAUGUCACAAAUGCUGGGAAAUCAAAGGCUCCGUGUCUCUUUAUGGCCAGUUUUUACUGCACGUAUUUUCCUGAGAUCAUUUUUCUUCUCCUGAUUGGGAUCCCUAGAACUGUUUUCUAUUGAUAGUCAGAUCUGAUGUACUGUUUCUAAUUUAACUAGUAUUUAUUAAUUUAUUCUGAGAUUGUUAAAGGAGGUUAGCUUAAAUAACUGGAGAGGAAAAAUGAUCUUCUGCAUAACGGAAAGCUGUCUUUACAUCAUUCUCUUCAAUGCCUAUCUUGUAUUGCUUGUGAAAUUGUUGGGGAAAUUACUUUUACAGCAUAAAGUGUAGCUGUUUUCAAUAGGUAAGUCUUAAGUAACCCAGUUAUUU